AUGAGCUAUAAUCAAUCACAAGUUCCUGCAAGUGCUUUGGAUCGAAGAGGUGGAAACCGUGUUGAUGGAGUUGGAGCUAGUAAUCCGAAGCUAACUAUUGAUGAUGCGUUUUCUUAUUUGAAACAAGUUAGGGACAUGUUUCCAUAUCAAAGAGAGAAGUAUACUACGUUUCUUCAGAUUAUGAUAAAUUUUAAGAAUCGAAGAAUUGAUACUAUUGGUGUCAUAUCAAUAGUGAAAGAAUUGUUUAAAGGGCAUCCUAAUUUACUCCGUGGAUUAAAUCCUUUCUUGCCUGAGGGUUAUGAAAUUUCAAUCCUCAAUGAAGAUGAGAAGAAAGCAAACUACUAUGAACAAGCAUUAACUUUUGUGGGAAAAAUAAAGGAGCGUUUAGGAAAUGACGAUGAAUACAAAUCCUUCCUAGAUAUUAUGUGCAAGUAUGGGAAGGAGCGCAAUGACGUCAACAAGUUGUACCAUAAGAUUGCCACACUUCUCAAUGACUAUCCAGAUUUGCUAGAGGAGUUCACUAGAUUCUUUCGAGAUGAUUCAGUUACUAUCAAUUUAUUGUCUAAUUUGAACGAUGAUAGAACAUCCAUGAAGCGAUUGAGAGAUGAGUCAAAUGAUAAACAUCCAUUUGACUCUUUUCGUGGAAAAUGUUAUGAUCAAUCACAAGUUGGUGAAACUAGUUUGGCCGAAAGAGGAGGUGGCAGUCGCAGAACUGGCAAUAAUUGCGUUGGUGCUGGUGCUAGUAAGCCCGAAGUUGACAAAAAAUUUGCCUCUGAACAAGCAAUUAAUUUCGUGAAUAAAAUAAAGGAACGUUUAGGAAAUGAUUAUAAGUACAAAUCAUUCUUAGAUAUUAUUCUCUUGUAUGGGAAUCAUGAGGGCAAGGACAUUAAAGAGAUGUACAAUGAGGUUUCUAUUCUUCUUAAUGACCAUUCAGAUUUGCUAGAUGAGUUCACCAGAUUCUUGCCAUAUUCAACUACUGUCAAUCCGUUGGAUCAUGCUGUUAUUAAUAAUCAAAAAGAUACGUAUCGCAAAGAGUUCACUUUCUGUGAAAAGGUAAAAGAAAGACUACAAAGUCCAACUGAUUAUCAGGCAUUCUUAAAAUGUCUCCAUAUUUAUAGCACAGAAAGAAUUACAAGGAACAAGUUACAAAGUUUGAUUGCUGAUACACUUGGAAAACAUCCUGAUCUUAUAGAGGGAUUCAAUAAAUUUAUAGAGUGUCAUGAACAAGUUGUUGAAUUUCUUGCAAGUGAAACAACUAAGUGGAAUGAAGGGAAUACCAACUCCAAGUUAGUAAAGAAAGAAGUGAAAGACAUUGAGAAGAAGUGUAAAACUGAGGCUCCUUCAACUUAUCAAAUAAAAGAAGAAAAUGAGGCUCCUCCACAGAGAAUUAAGUUUGAAGAAGCUAUCAGCUUUGUGAAGAAACUGAAGGUUGCCAAACUUCUCAAUGGUCAUCCAGAUUUGCUUAAAGAAUUCACAAAAUUGUUGGCAGACUCUUCAGCCAUUGACAUUCUUAAACACUAUCUUUAUUAG
Capsicum annuum is the source of this 1530-nucleotide messenger RNA. RefSeq names its product paired amphipathic helix protein Sin3-like 2. The transcript has 13 exons. The record is from RefSeq and is a predicted model, not a curated record. Gene Ontology annotation, molecular function: transcription corepressor activity. Lineage: Eukaryota; Viridiplantae; Streptophyta; Magnoliopsida; Solanales; Solanaceae. Gene Ontology annotation, cellular component: histone deacetylase complex; chromatin. The coding region runs from base 1 to 1530 and encodes 509 amino acids. Gene Ontology annotation, biological process: negative regulation of transcription by RNA polymerase II.